Solea solea (common sole) is the source of this 3280-nucleotide messenger RNA. RefSeq names its product protein kinase C substrate 80K-H (gene prkcsh). The record is from RefSeq and is a predicted model, not a curated record. The transcript is spliced from 18 exons. Gene Ontology annotation, molecular function: calcium ion binding. NCBI's taxonomy places the organism in Eukaryota, Metazoa, Chordata, Actinopteri, Pleuronectiformes, Soleidae. Gene Ontology annotation, biological process: liver development; N-glycan processing. The coding region runs from base 203 to 1813 and encodes 536 amino acids. Gene Ontology annotation, cellular component: glucosidase II complex.
CAAGCGUCAUCCAAUCCGCGUGAAACAAGACGGAGCGAGAGGCGGAGAUAUGCGCGUGCACCGUGUGCAUGCGGAAGAAGACGGCGACCCUAUUUGGCCGUUAGCUUUCACCUCCUCCAAAGACGAGUCAUUUCCGCGGUUCUGGUGCAGUUGAAUCUCGCUUAUUUGUGAACCCCCCCCAGUGUUGAGUAGCACCAUCAGGAUGUCCAGCCACUUUCGUCAUUUCCUCGUCCUUCUGCUGAUGCUGCUGAGUGUGGGAGUCUCUGCGGUGGAAGUACAACGUCCCCGCGGUGUCCCUUUGUCCAAACGUGAGUUCUAUGAAGAAGGCAAACCCUUUACUUGCCUGGAUGGCUCUCACACUAUUCCCUUUGAUAGAGUGAAUGAUGAUUACUGCGACUGCCAGGAUGGCACGGAUGAGCCAGGCACUGCUGCUUGUCCCAACGGCAGUUUUCACUGCACCAACGCAGGUUUCCGACCAGCCUUCAUCCCAUCUUCGCGCAUUAAUGACGGCAUCUGUGACUGCUGUGACACAACAGACGAAUACAACAGCGGUGCAGCCUGUCAGAACACAUGCAGGGAGCUGGGGCGCAACGAGAAGGAGAGCCUGCGCAAGUUGGCAGAGAUAGCUAAAGAGGGAUUUCUGCUCAAACAGCAGCUUAUCCAUGAAUCCAAGAGAGGCAUAGAGGACAAGAAGACCAAACUUGAAGAGGUUCAGGUCAGUAAGAAGGAGCUGGUGGACAGAGUGGAAGCUCUGAGAACUGUAAAAGAGACUGCAGAGCAGCCAGAGAAAGAAGCUAAAGACCACCAUCUACAGGCCUGGGAAGACCAAAAAGCUGUCAUUCGUAUGGAGAAGGACAAGGGGAAAAUGGCUGAGGUGUUUCUUGAGCUGGAUGAUGACGCAGAUGGUUUUGUCUCGGUGUCUGAGCUUCUGUCCCACUCUGAGCUGGAUCCAGAUUCAGAUGGUCCGUUCACUGAAGAAGAGGCUCAGGUGAUAUUGGGCAGUGUGGACAAAGUGGACACAGUAGCAUUUGAGACUAUUUGGAGUAACAUCAAAGAAAAAUACAAAUCAGAGGCCACCACUGACACUUCACCACCAGUGGAGCCUCCACAUGAGGAGACAGGGGAACCGGUCUCCGACAAUGACUCAGAGUCGUACCCUGAAGACGACAUCCCCGAGGAGGAAGAGGAGGACGAUGAAGAGGACGAAGACGACGACCAAGAUGACGCAGACUACAAGACCCCUCCCCCGGUGACGACUCCAGAAAAAAAGAGCGAUGACGACAAUGAGGGAACUAUGCCUCCCUACAACCAAGAAACGCAGAACCUCAUUGACUCUGCUCAAAAAGCCAGAGACGAGUUUGAUGAGGCGGAGAGAGCUCUCCGGGAAGUGGACGAUCAGAUUAGGAACCUUGAGAAGGAGAUUUCCUUUGACUUUGGACCCAGUGGGGAAUUUGCUUAUCUCUACAGCCAGUGCUAUGAGUUAUCUACCAGCGAAUACAUCUACAAGCUGUGCCCGUUCAACAGAGUGUCCCAGAAACCCAAGUACGGUGGAUCUGAGACGAACCUGGGAUCGUGGGGGAAAUGGGCAGGUCCCGAAAAUGACAUUUACGCUUUGAUGAAGUACGAACAUGGAACAGGAUGCUGGCAAGGUCCAAACAGAUCCACCACAAUUAAGUUAAUAUGUGGAAAGGAGACAGUUUUGACGUCGACAUCGGAGCCCAGUCGCUGUGAGUACCUGAUGGAGUUCAUCACUCCUGCCGUGUGUCACGAGCCUCCAAGUCUGGACUCUCUUCAUGAGCAUGAAGAGCUCUAAGUCCAUUUUACCUAAAACAGGGACAGUCAGAGCUGCAUGAUGUGAAGCUUUAGUAUUUCAUCAUUUUGUUGAGAAGAAAAUCCCCAUGUGCAGACACAGCUUCACUUAGAAGAAGAGCAGGACAGCAACAAGAGCCAAGGUAACGACCGCUUCAUUUGUCAUAGUUGUUAAGAGGAUUAAGAUUUAAUGGAUGAAUGGAGGACUAUUUACUCAGUAUGGGUGAGACUCUUCUAGGUUGUUUUUGUUUUCCUUUGGAUCAGUAAAUAGGUUUUGCAGUAGGGCUGGGAUGAUGCAGUGAUAAAGGUUAUCAAAAGAAACCACUUGGUUUUGCUUUUUAUUCAUUUUCUUUUUGUAAAAUAAAUAGGACAGACACCAAAACAGAGUAGGCAUGGGAAGAUAUGAACAUUUUGUGUCACGAUAAUACUGAAAAAAGUCUGUACUUGUACCUACUUAAAAAUAGAUUUUAUAUAUUUGUUUUUAUUCUUAAAAUCUAUUCUUAAUCUCUGGAUUAUUUCCAAACUUCAAAAUGAUGCUCUCAAAUGUCUUGUUUUGUCCACAAAAUGAAAAUUAAUUAAUUGGAAUGAUUUCUUCAUUUAUAUGGAGCAAAAUAAACCAGAAAUUAUUCUCAUUCAAGAAGAUUAUGAAAAAUCAGUGAGCAAUCAAUUGUUCGAUUAAAAGAUUAAUUGUUGCAGGUCUACAUGGAAUGAUUGAAAAUUAACCGGCGCCCCCCUGUGACAUUUCAAAUUAAAUGACUAUGGCUGUAUGUUGGCAAGCUAGCCAUCAUAUAUAUAAUAAGUCGCUCAGGUGAAAUGUUAUUGAUUUUCUCCAAUGAUCCAGAUUUUCUGGUUUCUUUGCUCGAUGUAACAAAGAAACCAUUAAACUGAAUCAUUUUUAAACAUUUGUGGACAAAGUAAGUGUUGUUUGGGAAAUACUGAUCAAAAUCUGACAUUUUGUGGACUAAAAAAUCGACAGAUGAAUCGAUCAUGAAAAUAAUCGUUAGUUGCAAAGUGGUCACAUGUCUUGUGUAGUUAUAUUGUGUAGUCCUAUUAUAAUGCUCGUCUGCUGACAUGAGUCACCUUGUUUAGAGGCAGUGUAUGCCUGAUAUUCUCCUGCAGAAUGAGUUUAUAUUACAUGUAGUUUCUCUUGACAUCAACACAGAUUAUAAAAGGCUCCUGUAACUCAGUAUUCAUCCUGUAAUCUUCACUUUAAGUGUUUUAUUUUAAGGUUUGAUAGUGAUACUGAAAAACGCUGAUGGUGUAAUGACGACUUAAAACUAUUUAAAGAAGUCUAGCGUUGUUGCCACUGACCUCAAAAACAAGCAGUACAUCACCGCUGCUUAUUCUUCAGAUGAUAAACCUCCGGGGAUUAAUCGCUAACUAAAUUGCCCUUCAUCUUAAACAACUCGGAAUCACGACUCGAGCAAACAAGCCACCUGAAAAUGUGACUACGUGACCUGCUUUUUCUCCU